Canis lupus familiaris (dog) is the source of this 2100-nucleotide messenger RNA. It is a transcript of the gene MGAT4E, whose product is annotated as alpha-1,3-mannosyl-glycoprotein 4-beta-N-acetylglucosaminyltransferase-like protein MGAT4E. The transcript has 5 exons. NCBI's taxonomy places the organism in Eukaryota, Metazoa, Chordata, Mammalia, Carnivora, Canidae. The coding region runs from base 687 to 2051 and encodes 454 amino acids. The record is from RefSeq and is a predicted model, not a curated record. Gene Ontology annotation, biological process: protein N-linked glycosylation. Gene Ontology annotation, molecular function: acetylglucosaminyltransferase activity.
CUCUGGGCCAACCACUAGGCAAAGCACUGUAGACAUCGCAUCGGAGAAAAUAAAGUCCCUGCCCUUCAGGGGCUUCUGCUCCAGCCCAGUGGAUAGAGACACAGCACAUACGGAAACAAUCGGGGAACCGCGUUCUCGCUGGAGAGAAGACGUAAAGCGGAGGAGGAAAGCGGUAGACGAUGCUUCGGAGGCUGAAUCAGCCUGAGGUCCAAAGCCCAACAUCACGGAAGGACUUUCCCCCACGCUCACAGAUCGCGUUCUGAUCAAGGAACGUGAAUAAGGAUUAAAGACUGGAACACAUUAAGGACGUCCUUUAUUAAAAACUAAGAAAGGCGCCAAAUCCCUAGCACUCAGCAGCAAUUCAAGUUCAGCAACUGUAGCAAACGGACUUUUGUUUUAAAACCGCAAGGGUAGGUGGUGGCAUCUGCUUCCUAAGCCCUGAAGCCCCAGCUGCCCUUCACCGUGUUGAGAAGGGAGCCCUCUGGGAAAGUUGGAUCUCAACAAACCUGUAAGGAGAAGGCAGCGGAGGUCACAGGACAGGUGACAUUCUUUCUUUAGUCAGGGAAUGAGGCUGUCAUGCUCCCUCAGGUUCCAGCUCAGGUGAAAAGAAGUUAACGAGGAAGAGGAGGAAGGAUAGAAUUUGGGGGAGCGAGGCGGCCUCCAGGAGCCACGGCCCGUCCGAUGCCAUGCGCUGCUCCGUCAGGCGCUGCCUGGUAACCCUGGUGGCCAUCGGCUUCCUGUGGCUUUUUGUCACUUUGAGGGUCCCCGAGGAAAUUGAAGAGGAUGAAGAUGUGAUGACCAUCAAAGGCCAGGAGGACAGUUACGGCAAAAGGAAAGACCCGAGGUCGCUGGAAGACUGGCAGAACCUUACCUUCAAAUAUAUUCAAACAAUUCAGUGGAGAAGAAAGACAUGGCUGACAGUGGGCAUCUCCUCAGCGACACAACCAGAUCAAAGAAACCUCCUGUACACCCUGGUCUCUCUGUUCCGUGCCUCCUCUAAGACUGAGCAGAAACGUCUCACAGUGCUGGUCCACCUGGCACACUCGGACCUCACCUGGCUCAGAGAAACCGUUCUCCGUAUUUCAACCCUGUUCAGCCCACAGAUCUUGGCAGGGCAGUUGCUACUGAUCCAUGCUCCGUCCGAUGCCUACCCGCCCUUGGAGGACAUGAGGAAGGAGGCCCAUCACGGGGAAUUCUACUCCAGGCAGAACAUAGAUCACGCCUUCCUCGUGAGCUUUGCCGCAAGGCUCUCCGAAUACUUCCUGUUACUGGAGGACAAUGUCUUUUGUGCCCCCAGUUUUAUCACCCACAUCCACUGGAAGGUGGACACCAUGAAGUCUGACCCCUGGGUGCUCCUGGAGUUCUCUAAUAUGGGCUUCCUUGGCAAACUCUUCCACAGCAAGGACCUCCCACUCCUGGCCCAUUUCCUCCUCCUCUUCUACAAGGAAAAGCCCCUCGACAGGCUGAUCCCCCACUUCCGUACCCUCCUAGCUCAGAAAACCCCAAUCAUCUGCAGACCUUUCCUUUUCUACUACAGGUUCUCCUACAUCUCUAAUGACACCCAGAAGGCCUCCCCCAUUCAGAAAAAGAACCUCGAUGGUCCUCACAACCCACCCGGAGCCAUUUUCACCGAUAUGAAGGUUUUUGAUGUUCAUUUCCCCUGGGAGGCCUACACUCUGGAUGAGUCAUUCUUCUGGACCCACAAUGUCAGUGCGGGGAACCACCUGACAGUCAUUUUGAACCACCCAGCGAACCUGAGCAGAGUGCAAGUGUUGACGGGCACCAUCGUGGAUGGAAAGUACACCUUAGAGAAGGGCGAAGUGGAACUGGGCUAUGACCCCGAGGGGAUGCCUCAGUACUGUACCAGCUUCACCUUGCUGGGCCAUCUCUUGGAAGGGCAGAUGAAUCAGGAGAUAUUUCUGAAAAGUAUAGGGUACAAUGUGAGCUGCAUAAGGCUGGUGGUGAAGGCUAGUCAGGUCGGCGGUCUUAUAAUCAGGCAUAUUUACCUCUGGGAGGAAAAUGCCAACGAUACGGAAGCAGCUCAGAGCUGAAGGUGAAUCAGUAGGAGUGUAAAAAAAUUAAAGUCUUGAAGCCGUUCCA